UUUAAUGCGGAAAUAACAGCCCAUAGACAGAGCCUUGGCUUGAUGUCAUGGAUGUUGGCACGAGAGUAAAUUUGUCAAGUUGGAUGGUGUAAUGCACUGUUCUGGCAACCCUGUUUUGCCAUCUCUCUUUAUUAUCUUAGUAUACGGGUGUGUCUUCACAUCUCAAUCCGGUUGGUGGUCUACAAAGCACGGCUUUGCAGGGUCUCGUUGAUAAUAACUCACUGACACAUCAGUCAUCAUAAUAUUCCAUCUAAAUCAUUCUAUGUACAAGUGCUGUAGAAAUUAUGUCGAAGAUGUUGGCAGGAAAAAUUGUGAGAGACUUCCAUAGACGGUGUCCAGUUCGAAUGUGUCAGCUGAGGAGACAAGGCGAGGAGACCACACUUGCUUUCCCCAAGACACAAGGGUUUCACACCACCAGUGGAUUAACUGACAAGGAUGAUGCGAAAACAUUAAAACUAAAACCCGACUUGCCUGAUUACAACACAGAUGUCAAUGUGCACAUUCAUAAACUAAAGAGGCCAACCAAGCCACCUCCAAGUUGGAUAGGACUGAAAGACUUGGAAGCAAGGACAAAGGGUUCAUUGGUCGUAUCCACCCUGAAAGAAAUGGAGGAUAACGAAGACUUCAAGAUCACCGCUGCUAACCUGAGGAAGUUCGGCCAGAGGAAACUAACCUUGCAAGAAAAGAAGAAAAGACAAAGGGCAUUGGAUAACUUGGGGAUGCCUGACUUCGUCGACUUCUGGAACCAGAAGAAGCAAGAACUUCGCAAGCAAGAUCAUGAGCUUAUUCCUGUAAAGACUUCGAUUGAGGUGUUACAGUUGAAUAUCGGUCUUUACUGUAACCAGGCGUGCAACCACUGUCACGUCGAGUCGUCGCCCAAGAGGAAGGAGAUUAUGAACCACGAGACUGCCAUGAAGUGUCUUGAUAUCGCAGCUGGCAGCUCAUCCGUUCACACUGUGGACAUAACAGGUGGCGCCCCAGAGUUAUGCACCGAAUUCAGAUUCCUGGCAAAAGAGGCAGCAGCUCUUGGCAAGAAAGUGAUCGAUCGCUGUAACUUGACUGCACUUCUUGAACCUGGGCAAGAAGAUCUGGCCGAUUUCCUUGCAAAGCAUCAGAUUCAUGUGAUAGCCUCGCUCCCGUGCUACACCAAGAAGAAUGUGAACCUACAACGCGGUAUUGGAACGUUUGACAAAAGUAUCCAAGCUCUUCUCACCCUGAACUCAUUGGGAUAUGGCCUGCCGGGAACUGGGUUAGAGCUAGACUUGGUUUAUAACCCACUUGGUGCAUUCUUGCCUCCGCCUCAAAAAGAGCUUGAAGAGAAAUACAAGGAGGAGUUAGCGGAGACGUUUGGUAUCAAAUUCAACAAACUCUUUACCAUAACCAACAUGCCCAUCAAGAGAUUUGCUGACUUCCUUUACAACAGACAUGAACUGGAUGAUUACAUGCACCUGCUGAUCAGGAAUUACAACAUUGCAACAAUGGACAACCUGAUGUGCCGCAACACACUCAACGUCAACUGGGACGGCAAGUUUUACGACUGUGAUUUCAACCAGCAACUCAUGCUUACCAUGAAAGGGGAUGCAGGCAAUGAACUGUCUGUGUUUGACAUUGAAAAGUGUGAUGACCUUCAUGGGAGAAUGAUACAGAACGACAACCACUGCUUUGGUUGCACGGCUGGUAUGGGGUCCAGCUGACAGGGAGUGACGGCCUAAGUUCACCAUGUUUGACCUUGACAUUGUCAUGAUCUUCAUCAUCAGCUUACCACACAUAUUCUGAUGUAACAGAUCUCACAAAGUCUGCUGGACAUGGUGGGCAGUGGCAUAACUGUAAAUAAACAAGUUGUGUAUCUGUGACAUGCCUGGAAGAUGGAAGCAAAUUCGGAAGCAAAUUCGCAAAUGAAGCUUGGCUGGUUGUUUUGACAACUAUUUAGAGGCGAGCUUGGCUUGCCUUGUAUCAUAAAAACAUCUGACUGCGGAUAUUGCCAGUUCUACUGGUAUUUUGACUUUUACUAGUUUAGACAAUCAUAUUCUGGAUCUUGAUAGAAGGUAACCAGGGAAGUGUACUCAAAUUCAAGAGGGUACGCAGAAUCUCCCGGAAGAAUCCCCUCAAUUGCCAUGCAAUCUUCUUUUCUGGUCUGCUUUGACGAAUAAACUUGUGAGUCUUCUCUUCACUGACAGAACUAAUGACACACUGCACCUAAAGUUUCCUACUGGUGUGGUGUUGAUGAUUUAUCUGUGCAGUGGUCCGGUGACAAUGACUUUAUUCAGUGUCUAUCAUCUAUAGGCUACACGCCGCGUGCCAAUAUUCUGUGAACUCUGCUGAUUUUAUCCAAAUCAAUUCAAAGGUGCUUUAGACAUGGUUCAUUUAGCUCGUUUAGUUAUUUACUUUAUAGAAGAUGUGAAAACAAUAGCAUUUUAGGAUAGCUUUAAACAUUUACAUAUACAUGUAUGUGUCAAUUUAGUAAUAAAA
Lineus longissimus is the source of this 2469-nucleotide messenger RNA. RefSeq lists its product as uncharacterized. Gene Ontology annotation, molecular function: catalytic activity; iron-sulfur cluster binding. The record is from RefSeq and is a predicted model, not a curated record. The transcript has 7 exons. The coding region runs from base 285 to 1694 and encodes 469 amino acids. Lineage: Eukaryota; Metazoa; Nemertea; Pilidiophora; Heteronemertea; Lineidae.